UAUCCUCCACGGACUUGUCGCUCAAGGCCCAGAAGUCCACACGCCGAGCUUGCAGGCAGCCGCGGCUCCACUCUAGCUCCUGCCGCACCUUCGGCCCUAGCAACGAGAUCCUUCCGAGCUCGCUCGGCUCUUUCCGCCCGAUCGCGCAUUGCUCGCCGGGUCACGCAGCUUUCACCUCCUUUGCCGCCCACGCGCUCAGGACUCCGCAGGCUCCUUGCAGCUCGGUCGCUUAGCCUCCGGCUCCCUGCGAUUCCAUGUUUCAGGCCGACACCGAGGCGCCGCCCUCUCCAGCAGCACAGGAGACGCCACAGCCCGCAGGGCCCUCCGACCGCUCGCCGACCACCAUGGCCCCUCAGCAAACAGGUAGCAGGAAGCGGAAAGCCGCCGAGGCAGAGGAGGGCGCGGGGUGCUCUUCGUCGCCAGGCCCCUCAGCGGCGAUGGCGACAGCCGAAGCAGGCCAAGCCGAGGGGUCGCUGCUGCUGGUCAAGAGGCCGCGGCGGCCCGUGGUUCGCAGUUCCUUGGUGCACUACCUGAAGGGCCGGGCGCUGGGCUAUGAGGGCCACCCGGGGCUGGCGGGCUUCGAGGGCGACCUGCGCAGCUACGGGGUCCUCAGGCUGCCGGAGCUGCUGAGGGAGCGCCAGCUGGCGCUUGGCCCCCUCAACAAGGUGUUCGCAUCGCAGUGGCUAAAUGCCAGGCAGGUGGUGUGUGGCACCAAGUGCAACACGCUUUUUGUGGUCGAUGUCAAGACCGACCACAUCAUGCGCAUUCCUCUGAUGCGCGACAGGGUGCCCGACCUCUCCGGUGGCUCGCCAUCCUGUGGCAUUCAUGCUGUGGAGCUGAAUCCCUCCAAGACCCUCAUGGCCACCGGAGGGGAAAACCCCAACAGCCUGGCAGUCUACCAGCUGCCCACGCUGGAUCCCGUGUGCCUAGGAGAUUGCCAAGGCCACAGGGACUGGAUCUUCGCCAUCGCAUGGAUGAGUGACACUGUGGCUGUGAGUGGUUCCCGCGACGGCACCGUGGCACUCUGGCAGGUGGAUCCCGACAUGUUCAAUGGCAGCAUUGCUUGGCACAAGGAUGCGGGCCUUCCAGUGUAUGCUCACAUCCGUCCUACAGAUAUGGAGGCCAUCCCCAAAGCCACUACCAAUCCUAGUAACCGCAAAGUUCGAGCCCUUGCGUACAGCAACAAAAACCAGGAGCUGGGAGCCGUGUCUCUGGAUGGCUACUUCCACCUGUGGAAAGCCCGAAGCUCCCUGUCCAGGCUGCUGACCCUAAGGCUGCCCUACUGCAGGGAGAACGUGUGUCUCACCUACUGUGAUGAGUUGUCCCUCUAUGCUGUGGGAUCCCAGUCUCAUGUUUCAUUCCUGGAUCUUCGCCAAGGCCAGCAGAAUAUCCCACCACUCUGCUCCCGAGAGGGAGGCACUGGUGUGCGUUCCCUGAGUGUCCACCAGCAUAUUGUCACCGUGGGAACAGGCCACGGUUCUCUGCUCUUCUAUGACAUCCGUGCCCAGAAGUUCCUCGAGGAAAGAUCUGCAGCUGGUCCAGACAUGUUUCCUGUGCCUUCUGGAAGGAAGCUCAAGCUCACCUGUGGCAGCGGCUGGAUCAACCAGGAUGAUUUCUUAGAGAAUUACGUUGCCGGUGUAGAGGAUUUCCCCAACGCACUCUACACUCACUGCUACAACUGGCCAGAGAUGAAGCUCUUCGUGGGUGGGGGCCCACUGGCCUCAGGCCUCCAUGGCAACUAUGCAGGCCUCUGGAGCUAAGGUGGAGCGGGCCCUGAUUAACCAGUGUACUUCUUAGCAGAAGACAGGGGAAGACAGAUGGAGCUGACAGAAGUCGCUUUGAGAAAUUUUCUGCACCAUUCUUUGAACUGUUCAUAGAAAUACUUUCCACUGAUUCUUAGCUGUAUUGUCUUUGAGUGAGUGAUCCAUAUAGUCUAUAUGUGGAAGAAAACCCCCGUUGUAAUGUUAGACUUGUGUAUGUGUUGUGUUAUUUUGCUAUUAGCUGGUUUAAAGAUACUGCUUUUAGUUUUCAUCACGUAUGUGUGAUAUACUAACAAGAUUUUCUAAUAAACAGAGUUUAGACAUCUCUUCUGGAGCGCUAACCAUAGUUUUACGGCAUUGUUCCAAUUUUAAAAUACAUUCCAUGUUCCAGAUUGCCUACUUUUGGAAAAAUGUCACUCAUGAACUGUGAUUAUGGUGUAUAUAGUUUGUAUGUUGUUGGUGCAAAACGCACUUUUCUAAAAAGUUUAUUAUCUGAAAAUAGUUGUCAUAGAAUCUUGUGUAUCUAUCAGAAUCUCAGUUGAUGAGGACGGUUUAGGUAUUCAAGUGUUCAAAUGUUCUGCUAAUUUGAACUUUCAAAAUUAAUCCAAAAAUCAGUAUUUUUCUUUCAAGCCUUAUUUUAGUUUUAUGCUCUGUCUUCUUAUUGAUCAAAGAAUGUACUUGUUUUCACUUCUUGCCUUAGUACUAUCAAGACUUGUGGAUAUAUUUGAAUGUUUGUGGUUGGAGUAACUUACACAGAGUUUCAGUGCCAUCAUUCGAUGCAGGGAUAUUAAGUAUAAAUGUAGAAUGUAUGGCAGAGAGGGCAGAAAAUACACUGCUCUAAGGUAUAGACUGGAUAUUUUUGCUGUUGCUAUUUUUCUUACCAAAUGUUAUAUUUGAACAUAUUUUAAACUUUCAAAUAUCUGCCUAUAAGUUAAGUUAAAAGAAAAAAUGCAAAGAAAGAAAAUGAGCCCAUCCAGCUCACUGUGAAAGAAACACCCCCUCUUUAUAAGCUCCAAAUUAAUUAGAUUUUAUUUUGUGAACUUCAAAGAAUCAUACUAAAAAGUGGAAUAUGUGUGUUACUAAAGCCUCUCAUUCUAUGCCUCUAAAUGUAAUAAUAUGUGAUUGUGACAAUGCAGUAUGAUUUUCCAAUAGAGGAGCUGGGGAUUAAAAAAGAUAGGUAUGAUUGAAGAACUUUGCCAUUCAGAUUAAUAGAGGUAGUGAGAUGGUAUACAGGUGUAUUGAACUUUUUCUUAGGUAAUAAUACUUAAAGUGAUAAAGCAGCCAGGCCUUCCUCAAAACUGGCCAGGAUACGUUAGCUGAGGAUUGGUAUCGAGCCAUGUUUCCUUUUCCUUAAACAUCUGACAUGUAUCUUGCAUUGGUGUUGAUAAACUAUGUGCUGUUCAGUACCAAACCUAAAUUGCUGAAAAAAAUUAAUUGUGAGUUAGAUAUACAAAAUAGUCAAAUGUUUGUUUCUAGAGAUUAUGCAGGUUCAUUCUGCAAAUUAUACCGUUUUGCUACAUAUCUGUGGAGUUCUUUUGCUUGCAUGUAUGGUUCCAACUCUGUUAUAAGUAAUUUGAGAGCAGAGAUUGUAAACUGCCAUCUUUUAUUUCUUUAUUUGUGUACUAAGGCCGAACAAAGGCAAUCAGUUAUUAUUUACUGAUCUUUUUUUUUUUGCCAAUGAAAACCUGCACUUCAAAUUGUAAUAAAUAUUUGCUGUUGCAUAAUAAAGAACCUUGCUGUGUGA
Myodes glareolus (Bank vole) is the source of this 3504-nucleotide messenger RNA. RefSeq names its product DDB1- and CUL4-associated factor 12-like protein 1. The record is from RefSeq and is a predicted model, not a curated record. Gene Ontology annotation, cellular component: Cul4-RING E3 ubiquitin ligase complex. Gene Ontology annotation, molecular function: protein binding. Lineage: Eukaryota; Metazoa; Chordata; Mammalia; Rodentia; Cricetidae.